Messenger RNA from Plasmodium gallinaceum, 798 nucleotides. Its product is annotated as conserved Plasmodium protein, unknown function. The record is from RefSeq and is a predicted model, not a curated record. Bases 1 to 798 code for a protein of 265 amino acids. The transcript has a single exon. NCBI's taxonomy places the organism in Eukaryota, Apicomplexa, Aconoidasida, Haemosporida, Plasmodiidae.
AUGUCUGCAGGUGCCGUUGGUGUUGAAAAUAGAUAUUUGAUGAAAAAUAAAAAAAAUAAAAAUAAUUCGCAUGAAUGCAUAAAUGUAGAUAUAAAUCACAUUAUAAAAGAUAUAUAUGGUUAUAAAAAUGGUAGAAAAAGAAAUAUUCAAUUUAUAUAUGAUGACACAAUAAUUAAUCAAGACACCAAAAAAAUAAAUAAAAAGGUAAAAACAGAAAAUAAUAAUUUUAGUAAUAUUAUUAAAUGUGAUAACGAAAAUGAAAAUAAAAAAGAUGAUUCAGUAACUUAUGAAGAUAUUAAUAAUAAUAAUUAUUGUAAUUAUACCGAAUUUAAUGAUUUAAAAAAUAAUGAUAUUGUAAAUGUCUCACCGUCGUUACUCUCACCGAAAGAAGAGAACCUUAAAUUUAUAUCCAGAAAAAUUGAGUCAUGUAUAGAUAAUAUUUUAGAAAGUAUACUUACAUGUAAUGAAAUUAAUCAAGCCAAAAGAAUUAUGAUACCAUUAUUAAGUGAUUUUAUACAAAAUAAUUUUAUUAAUAAUGAUGAUUACGAAAAAAAUCAAAAUUCUUAUAAACUGAAGAUUGACACCUUACAAAAAGAAAAAAAAGUUUUAAUUAGUGCUGUAAAAAUUCAAUAUCAAAAAAUUGCACAAUUUCAGAAACUAAUAGAAAAUCAAAAAAAUGAAUUAAAAAAAAAAAGUGAUGAAUUAAAUCAAAUAAAGGCUAAAGUACAUCAAUAUUUUUAUGACAUUAACAAUCCUAAUAAAAGAAACUUUUCCAUUUUAUCACCAGAUGUAUAUUGA